AUGGCGGAGUCCGCACACCGCGGUGCGCUCCGGUAUUGCCCCGGCGGAACAAGCGCGGCAGUCGGCUGCACGUCGAACUGUGCUACAGGGCUCCCGCUUCGGGCCGCCACAGGACAGGGCAGCCAUGCGGUGCCGCCGCGGUCCCCGAUCCCACCGGCGGGGCAGACUGAACCUCCCCUCGCUGCUCAAGGAACCGCAGAAGCCCUCGGGAGCAGCCGCUGCUCUGAGCACCCCGGGGAGGGGGCAGCCCCACCGCGGUCCGUGGAGCCCCACGGCGGCCGCCGCCGCCGCCCUAAGCGCAGCUCCGCACGCGCAGGCAGCGGGUCCCGCGGCUCCUCAAGCCGCCUCAGCGCAGGGACCUUCCCCGCAACUUUCCCCGCGGUCACCCCCGCUGCGCUGCCAACCCAGGCGGCCCCGUUCGCCGCACCCUCCCAAAACACGAGAGAAAAACCAAACAAAAGCCCCCUCCGACCCUUCCCACCCGGCCUUUCUCUUCCUACCUGCCCGCUUCCCGACGACCCCGCGCCGACCGCUCCGCGCCGACCGCUGCCCGCACCGCCCAGGUGGCGUUAG
This is a messenger RNA of Calypte anna (Anna's hummingbird), 573 nucleotides long. Its product is annotated as translation initiation factor IF-2-like. NCBI's taxonomy places the organism in Eukaryota, Metazoa, Chordata, Aves, Apodiformes, Trochilidae. The record is from RefSeq and is a predicted model, not a curated record. Bases 1 to 573 code for a protein of 190 amino acids. The transcript has a single exon.